AUGGUAUAGUCAAGGUUUCGUCAUUAACAGGUCUGACUAACUUCUCCUUCCCCUAAAAAAGAUAUAAUUAGCUUCCCCACUUUCACUGUUGCGUCCUCUUCCUCUUCUUCUUCGUAACAGAGAUUGGAGUUUGGAGACGCAGGUAGGGGCAAAAAAAUCAAAUAUGGUUUUUAAGAAAACGAAGCUCUUCUUCUCCUCGAAGAAAUCAGGAUCCUCCGAUAGCUCCAACAGUCCCCGAUCCGUCGGCUCAAACUCUCCAAUCGGAUCCGAUAACCAUAAAUCCAAAAGCCCUAAGUCAAGCCAUUCUCCUUUCGCCGGAGUCUUGGACGGUUUCAAGAAGAAGGAUGGUUCAUCACCAAAGGCCAAAGAAACCUCCUCGUCCGAUCAAGUCCCCGGAAAAUCGAAAUUGUCGUCUGAACCGAGUAAACUAACUGCCGAAACGCCUAUCCUGGCGUCGUCUCUAGGUUUAAAUCGAAUCAAGACGAGGUCCGGCCCGUUACCGCAGGAGAGCUUCUUCAAUUUCGGGGAUGAUAAAGCGGUUUCGAUCCCGCCCAAGCCGGUUACUCGUUGGGACUCUGGUUCGAGUAGUAGUAGCAAUACGAAGAAGAAGGAAACGAAUGUUGAUCGGCAAAGCAAAGUUCCGUCAAUGCCGGCAUUGAGCACUGGUAAGCUCAAGGUGCCACCUGGCGGCGCUGGCACACCAGAGAAUUCAUAUGAAUUGGAGCCAGAAACACCUCGUAACCAGGCCUUACUUCGUAUGACCAGUGCUCCAAGAAGGAGGUUUUCUGGUGACAUCAAGAGCUUUUCUCAUGAGUUGAACUCCAAAGGUGUAAGGCCUUAUCCUUUAUGGAAGCCUCGUAGGUCAAAUAGCGUUGAGGUAAUCUUGAAUCUAAUCCGGACCAAGUUUGAUAAAGCAAAGGAAGAAGUAAAUUUGGACCUUGGAGUAUUUGCUGGAGACCUGAUUGAGAUUUCUGAGGAAUAUGCGGAAAGUCAUCCUGAGUGGGAGGUAACGAUUUACGACUUGUUGAUCUUGGCACAGAAAUGUACCAAGUCUACGUCAGGAGAGUUCUGGCUUCAGUGUGAGGGCAUAGUUCAAGAGUUAGAUGAUAGACGUCAGGAGCUUCCCCCGGGGGUGCUCAAGAAGCUUCACACUCGGAUGCUGUUUAUCCUUACCAGAUGUACGAGACUACUUCAAUUUCAUAAGGAAAGUUGGGGGCAGGAGGAAGAGGCCGUACGUCAGUCGAGAGUCUUGCAUUCUGCGGAUAAAAGAGUCCCCACCGGAGAAGUUAGGGAUAGGAGGGGAUCAACUGCUGCCACGGCCUUAAAGGUACCAUCCACCAAGAAAGCUUUUAGUCAGGAGCAGCGUGGUUUUAAUUGGAAAGAGGACUUUGUUAAUCGUCCAUCUCCUCUCUCUUCACCGUACAAUGAAACUUCAAAGGAUUCUGAAUCACAUGUAAACAUGGACAGAAUGUCUUCUUGGAAAAAACUUCCAUCUCCAGCGUCAAAGGGUGUAAAAGAAUCUACAGUAUCAAAAGAGCAGACUGAUAGCAAAACUGAACCUCCAAAAGUAGCUACGAGUGAUGAUAUGACUGUUUCUAAGCCGCCAGAGAGUUCUCCCAAAAAAUUGUCUCAUGAACAUAUGACCAAGCAUCGGCACAAUGUUUCUUGGGGUUACUGGGGGGAUCAGUCAUAUAUUUCUGAGGAAAGUUCAAUUAUUUGUCGUAUAUGCGAAGAGGAUGUUCCUACCACCCACGUGGAAGAUCACUCUAUAGUCUGUGCGUUGGCUGAUAAAUAUGACCAAAAGGGUCUGAGUGUUGAUGAACGGUUGGUGGCAGUUGCUGUAACUCUUGACAAGAUAACAGAGACAUUCAUACAGAAAGAUAGCCUAGAGGCGGUAGAAAGUCCAGAUGGUAUGAAAAUAUCUAAGGCGAGCUUGACCGGAGAAUCUGAUGCUCUCUCCCCAAAGCUAAGCGACUGGUCGCGAAGAGGGUCCGAGGACAUGCUUGACUGUUUUCCGGAGGCAGAUAAUUCAGCUUUCAUGGAUGAUAUGAGAGGUUUCACUUCAUUGUCAUGCAGAACUCGUUUUGGUCCCAAGUCUGAUCAAGGCAUGACUGCUUCAUCUGGCGGUAGCAUGACCCCUAGAUCCCCCAUUCCAACUCCUAGAUCCGAUCCAGUUGAACUGUUUUUAGGAGGCAAGGGUACAUUCCAUGACCUGGAUGAUAUUCCACAGAUAACUGAACUUGCUGACAUUGCAAGACGCGCAUCAAAUGCCAUUCCAGAUGGUGAUCGGUCCAUUCGACUCUUACUUUCCUGUCUUGAUGACUUGAGGGUUGUCAUAGACCGCAGAAAUUUUGAUGCGCUUACAGUAGAAACUUUUGGGACACGCAUAGAAAAGUUGAUACAGGAAAAGUAUCUUCAGCUUCUAGAUGAUGAAAAGUUCGACCUAUCAAGCACCGUAAUUGAUGAAGAUGCUCCUUUGGAAGAUGAUGAUGUUAUUCGCAGCUUGAGGACCAGCCCAGUACAUCUGCAUGACCGCAUAUCCAUAGAUGAUUUUGAUGAGUUAAAAGAAAUUAGUAGGGGAGCUUUUGGGCGAGUUCUUUUGGCUAAAAAGAGAACAACAGGAGACCUAUUUGCAAUUAAGGUUCUGAAGAAGGCAGAUAUGAUCCGCAAGAAUGCUGUUGAAAGUAUACUUGCUGAACGAGAUAUUUUGAUCAACGUCCGCAAUCCCUUUGUGGUUCGAUUCUUCUAUUCUUUUACUUCUCGCGAAAACCUGUAUCUUGUGAUGGAAUACCUGGGUGGAGGUGAUUUUUAUUCGCUGUUGAAAAAUAUAGGUUGCAUGGAUGAAAGUAAUGCCCGUGUAUACAUUGCUGAAGUGAUCCUUGCUUUGGAAUAUCUACACUCUGAGGGCGUUGUGCAUCGUGAUUUGAAACCUGACAAUUUGUUGAUUGCACAUGAUGGUCAUGUUAAGUUAACAGAUUUUGGGCUCUCCAAAGUUGGUCUCAUCAGCAGCACCGAUGAUCUCUCUGGUCCAGAUUUUGGUGCGUCGUCUCUGUUUCUUGAGGAGAAACCAAAAUGGACAACAUCGGAGAAUGAGUUUGGAAGUCGUGAUAAGCGGUCUGCAGUCGGCACUCCUGACUACUUGGCGCCGGAAAUUCUUCUGGGGACAGGACAUGGUGCAACUGCGGAUUGGUGGUCUGUUGGUAUCAUUUUGUUUGAAUUCAUUGUGGGGAUUCCACCCUUCAACGCUGAUCAUCCUGAGCAAAUAUUUGACAAUAUCCUCAACCGUAAUAUACCAUGGCCUAGUGUUCCAGAGGAGAUGAGCCAUGAAGCCCGUGAUUUGAUAGAUCGGUUACUAACGGAAGAUCCUCAUCGGAGACUUGGAGCUAGAGGGGCUGCUGAGGUAAAGCAGCACAUCUUCUUUAAAGACAUAAACUGGGACACUCUAGCAGAGCAGAAGGCUGCAUUUGUGCCGGAUUCAGAAGAUGUUCUUGACACAAGUUACUUCCAGUGUCGCUACCAGCCUAGUUUUUCGGAUAAGCAAUGUUUUCCAACCAAUGAGAAUGGAGAUUCUAGUGAAAGUGGCAGCAGUGGUUGCCUGAGCAAUGAUCCCAACGAAGAGAUUGAUGAACGUGGCGGAUCUGCGGAGUUGGAAACUAACGUGUCUAAAAAUAACCCAUUCGAUAAUUUCUCGUUCAAGAACCUAUCGCAGCUGGCAUAUAUCAACUAUGAUGUGAUAUCCAAAGGUCAGAAAGAUGGAACACCAGCAAAUUUGCAUCGAAGAUAACAAACAAAUCAAAGCUACUUGAUAUUUCUGUACAUAGACGUAAAGAAAAAGAGAGGAAAACAAAAAGGGAAAAUGGAUAUUGAAACAUUAUUUGGCCGCAUAACGCAUAGUGUUUUGCGCUAUGUAGCUGGUUAAUAUUUGUUUGGAUUUGUGGUUAUAUAUGAACAUGGUUUCAGGCUUUGGCAUUUCCACCUUCAGAGAGAGGUUGUGAAAUGAUGUGUCUAAGUAAAUUAAGUGAAACAUUAUCUCAAUAUUCCUUAACUGUUUGUGGAUGAUUUUAGGCUGCACAUGAAAUAGAAUCAUCACUCUCUCGUUGUC
Molecule: messenger RNA, 4102 nt
Organism: Raphanus sativus (radish)
Lineage: Eukaryota; Viridiplantae; Streptophyta; Magnoliopsida; Brassicales; Brassicaceae
Product: probable serine/threonine protein kinase IRE3
Exons: 18
Coding region: 164-3784 (1206 amino acids)
Biological process (GO): intracellular signal transduction; peptidyl-serine phosphorylation
Molecular function (GO): protein serine/threonine kinase activity; ATP binding
Source: RefSeq, a predicted model, not a curated record